UGUGCAAGAGGAAACGUCUCGACUAAAUCAAACAAACAUUUUUCUGCUUUGCCUGCGAAGCUCGCCGUCACCGUUGCCGGAUGGAUCGACCACCGUCGUUUCCGCACUAUCAAAACCCUAAUCCGAAUUUCUUCCACCAGUGUCCUCCUCUAAAUCAUAAUCCUAAUUUCUUCUUCCGACCUCCUCCUCUGCAGAAUCCUAACACGUACUCCAUCGCUCCGUCUCCGCCGCCGAUUCGAGAGCUCUCCGGUACACUCUCCUCUUUGCGAUCCCUAUUGUCGGAAUGUCAGCGCACCUUAGACUCUCUCUCGGAAAAACUAGCUUUAGACCACUCUUCUCUCCUCCAGAAGGACGAGAAUGGCGGUUUUGUUCGGUGCCCUUUUGAUCCUAAUCACCGUAUGCCACCAGAAUCCCUCUUCCUCCAUUCACUUCGCUGCCCAAAUCCCAUUGACCUCACUCACCUUCUUGGGUCCUUCAGUAGUUACCGGAACACGCUCGAGUUACCAUGUGAACCGCAGUUGAAUAACGGCGACGGUGACCUCUGUGUCACCUUAGAUGACUUGGCCGAUUCCGGGACCAAUUUCUUCUACAGAGAUUGCCCAGGCGCUGUCAACUUCUCAGAGGUCAAUGGUAAAAAGCGAACUCUAACACUUCCCAGUGUUCUUCAACCUGUGGGAUGCAGCGAUUUUGUGGGUUCUGAUGAGAAAGAGAAAAAGAGAAUAUGGUUAGGGCUCUUGCCGUCUGAUCUCUGCGCUAUAAAAAAUGAGAUUGGAAAAUGGAGAGACUACCCAACUUCGUAUUCCUUUUGUCUUCUUUGUGUGAUUUUGGGUUUAAAAUUGACGGAAACGAGUGAGUUGAGGACAUGGAUUCUUGUGAAUUCCACGAGAUAUGGAGUUAUAAUCGAUACAUACAUGAGGGAUCAUAUACUCUUGCUAUUUCGGUUGUCUCUGAAAGCGGUUGUUAAGGAAGCUUGUGGAUUUAUGAUGGAGUCUGAUGAUAAUGCCGUUGGCGAGCAGCAGGUUAUGAGCAUCAAAAGUAGAACAUUCGAGUGCGCGGUCUUGGUUCGAGUGUGGUCUUGGUUAGCUUCUCAACUUGCUGUCUUGUAUGGAGAAGGAAACGGGAAGUUUUUCGCUCUAGAUAUGUUCAAGCAGUGCGUAGUAGAAUCUGCCUCUCAAAUGAUGUUGUUUCGGUCUGAAGUAACUAGACCUGAAUGCUACGGAGUUCGUCGGGAUUUGGAUGAUGCGAACUCCAUCAAUAAGAAUGUGAAGAUGGGUAAUUCAUUGGAGAAAAAUUCAGGCGAGGAAGUCGACAAAACUCAGGUGAUAUCUGUGUCCCGCGUUGCAGCAGCUGUUGCAGCUUUGUAUGAAAGAUCCGUGCUUGAAGGGAAAAUGAGGGCAAUACGAUAUCCACAACCACUAACAAGAUAUCAGCGUGUGGCUGAGCUUGGUGAUAUGACAGUUAAAGCUGAUGAGGAACGGAAAAGACGUCCUAGCUACCGACCUAUCAUCGAUCAUGAUGGUCUUCCGAGACAACGGUCAUCAAAUCAGGAUAUGAAUAAAAUGAAGACAAGAGAAGAGCUUUUGGCUGAAGAGAGAGAUUACAAGCGUCGAAGAAUGUCAUACCGUGGUAAGAAGGUGAAACGAACGCCUAGACAGGUGUUGCGGGAUAUGAUAGAAGAAUUUACAGAAGAGGUUAAGCUAGCAGGAGGUAUCGGGUGUUUUGAGAAGGGAAUGCCAUUACACUCCCAGUCUUCUCUAGGCCACAAUCAGAAAGAAAGCGACUUUGGAUACAAUACUGCAUCAUCAACAUUAGCAGACGCAUCGCCCAGAUUAUAUAAGCAAUCGAAAGGAGAGAACCGUGCAGACAAUGAAUAUCCAGUGGAUUCUAGAACUCAUACAGAUAAAGGAAAGCGGUAUGAGGAGUAUGAUUCAGGUAGCUCACAGAGACAGCAGAGUCACAGAUCAUAUAAGCACAGUGAUCGCAGAAAUGAUGAAUCCACAAGUGCCAAACGACGUAGCCUCGAGAGGAAAUCUCAUCAUCGAAGCCACAGAUCAUCUCAUGAGAAGAAUUCUUCAGAUUAUAGGACCAAAAGGGAUGAUCCUUAUGACCGCUGCAGUCGGGAAUCUAGCAGUCACAACUCGUUUGCAGAUAGAUACAAUCCAAAAGAAAGGGAGUGAACUUGAAAGAAGGUUGAAGUUAUUUUCAAGUAUGUUCUUGCUAUGAACAGGCCAUGAGCCAUGUGAUUGCUGAGAAGAGAUGGGAACUUCACUUGUAAUGGUGAGAGAAGACAUGUCACCGGUUUAGGUGGUGUAAGCGGGACUGCUAUUAGCUUAUGGUUUAUAUCAUAGUAUCACUGUUACUUAACCAAUGUAAUUGGUGAAGGAGUGUUAUCUUAAUGUCACGUACUUCUCUCUUAUAAGUUAAACAAUAGUGACAAAGAAAUUACCCUAUAACUGAAUGUAAAUAAUAUUUCCACACUUUUCCCGUUAUCUG
Messenger RNA from Thlaspi arvense, 2493 nucleotides. Lineage: Eukaryota; Viridiplantae; Streptophyta; Magnoliopsida; Brassicales; Brassicaceae. The record is from the annotation of a GenBank genome assembly.